Messenger RNA from Paramuricea clavata, 405 nucleotides. Lineage: Eukaryota; Metazoa; Cnidaria; Anthozoa; Malacalcyonacea; Plexauridae. The record is from the annotation of a GenBank genome assembly.
AUGGAGAGCGGCCUCAUAAAUGGGGCAGUAUUUAUUGAUCUACUCAAAGCUUUCGACAUGGUAGAUACAUAUUUGUUAUUACGAAAACUUGCAGUUUACAAAUGUGAUGAUUUGACAUUAACCUGGUUUAAGUCAUACCUGCAAGAAAGAGACCAAUGUGUGCACUUUAAAGGAACUUUGUCAUCUAAGAAAUCUUCUCUGUAUGGUGUCCCCCAAGGAAGUAUUCUAGGACCUUUAUUGUUUAUAAUGUUUAUCAAUGAUCUUCCAUUAUAUGCCAAUUCCAACACAGACAUGUAUGCUGAUGAUUCGACAAUCCAUACAAGUGCUAGAACAGUUGAGGAACUCAAUAAUAAAUUAACUGAGGAUAUGACAAACGUUCAAGCUUGGUGUACUAACAACAACAUG